Aedes albopictus (Asian tiger mosquito) is the source of this 1629-nucleotide messenger RNA. RefSeq lists its product as uncharacterized. The transcript has 3 exons. The coding region runs from base 1 to 1629 and encodes 542 amino acids. Lineage: Eukaryota; Metazoa; Arthropoda; Insecta; Diptera; Culicidae. The record is from RefSeq and is a predicted model, not a curated record.
AUGAUGCUAGUGCUGAAGAAGGAGGCGGCCAAGAAAUCACCAACGCACAGGAGAUCGCAGUCGCACUUAAACAGCAGCACGAGAUCACCGCAGCAACUUUCACCUCCUCUUCUGCUGGGCGAUCACGUACCACUAUCUGGUGGGGUACGUCGUGGUUGUGAUAUUCCACCCAGGAUCUACGGACUCCCGAGGGUGCACAAAGAAGGAAGACCACUAAGGCCGGUGGUUUCGACGGUUGGGUCAGCAACCUAUAAUAUGGCUCAACUCUUGUCGAACAUCCUAGGGAACAUCGUGGGGAAAACUGAAUACCAUGUUAUUAACAGUUUUGAAUUUGCGGAAGAGGUAACAGGCAUGCAGGUUCCAGAGGAACACGUCCUGUUUUCACUGGACGUUAAGUCGCUGUACACGAAUGUUCCUGUUGCGUACGCCUUGGAGUGUAUAGAGGCAAGGUGGGACGAGGUAGCGAAAUACACAAGGAUAGACAAGCGUGGUUUCCUAGCGGCGGUUGAAUUAACUUUGAAUUCGACUUUCUUCGUCUAUCGGGGUGUGAGCUACUCACAAACUUUCGGAGUGCCGAUGGGAUCACCGUUGUCACCGGUGAUAGCCAACAUCGUAAUGGAGAGGUUAGAGCAGGAAAGCAUACGUAAGCUGGAGGGACAUCGAAUCAGUAUGGUGGUGUACAGACGGUAUGUUGACGACUGUUUCUGUAUCGCACGUAAGGAGCACGUGGACAAAAUUCUCGAGGUGUUCAACGGUUUCCAUGACAGAUUACAGUUCACGGUGGAAUAUGAGGAGGAUGGACGUCUUAAGUUUUUGGACAUGAUGCUGUUCCAAAACAACGGACGUGUGGAGAAAACUUGGCUGCCAAAACAAGAAAACGGGCGUUAUUUGGAUUACAACUCCGAGAGUCCUUUCACGCGCAAACGCAACACAGCGAUCGCUCUGGCGGAUAGAGCGAUCAAACUCACGGAUGCGGAAAACCGCCCACAAGCAAUAGACAUGGUUAAAAGGAUAUUGAAAUGCAAUAAUUAUCCGGAAUGGUUCAUUUUAAAUGUCCUAAAGCAAAGAGUACAUAAGCAUUACAAUAGACUGGAAGAUGGGAGAGAGGUGGAGGAGACAAAGUAUGUUUCCACACCUUACAUCCCACACUUAAGGUCGCAGAAAAAUGUGGUGUACUCCGUACCGUGUGGAACCAAUGACGGUAAGGUGUAUAUUGGACAAACAGGGAGAAAACUGGACACACGAAUAAACGAGCACAAAAAUGACGUCAGAAGAAACGACAACAGAACAGGAUUAACGCAACACACACUAUGUGACGGACACAUUUUCAACUUUGACGAAACUAAAAUAGUAGAACGAAUUGCUGACCAGGAAAGCAGGAUUGCAGCGGAGACAUUCCACAUCAAGCUGGCAGGCGAAAACAACACAGUCAACCUCCAACGUGAAUGUGGAACGUUCAACGCAAACUACAAUGCGUUAGUGGUUAAGCUGAGACAGAUGACGAACGAUGAGCGACGACGACGAGAAUCGAAAACCAACGACGAAUAUCACAACCACGACGUACCCCACCAGAUAGUGGUACGUGAUCGCCCAGCAGAAGAGGAGGUGAAAGUUGCUGCGGUGAUCUGA